Haliotis rufescens (red abalone) is the source of this 4095-nucleotide messenger RNA. RefSeq lists its product as uncharacterized. The transcript has a single exon. The record is from RefSeq and is a predicted model, not a curated record. Gene Ontology annotation, molecular function: nucleic acid binding. Gene Ontology annotation, biological process: DNA integration. Bases 1 to 4095 code for a protein of 1364 amino acids. NCBI's taxonomy places the organism in Eukaryota, Metazoa, Mollusca, Gastropoda, Lepetellida, Haliotidae.
AUGGAUUCGGUGGCCCUUCCCAAGCUCAACUGGUCAAGUGACGAAAUAGCAAACGACUUUAGGCUUUUCAAACAACGAUGUAAACUGUACUUCUCGGUGAAAAACAUCAAGAAUGACAAACAGGUCGACCACAUUCUUCUGUUCACCGGAGACGACGGACUCAAGGCCUUCAACUCAUGGACACUAACUGAAGAGGAAGCGAAGGACCCGCAAGUAAUUUUCAAGAAAUUUGAAGCCCACUUGGAGCCAAGAAGUAACUUCAGAGUGCAGAGAUUCUACUUACAAAGAUACAGGCAAGACACAUUGGAAUCAGUCGACAACUAUAUGACUAGAUGCAAACUACAGGCCUUUAAAUGUCGUUUUGGGGAAGCCGAAUUAAAAGAGAGAUUAAUUGAACAAUUAAUCAUUGGGACAAGGAUUCCGGAGUUGCAGAAGGAAUUAUUAGGCAAAGAUGAACAGAUGUCAUUGGAUCAAGCCAUGGAUAUAGCUAGAGUGCAUGAGGCAUCCAUCAACAACAUGGCCCAACUGCAAGGGGUACAGACAACGAAGACUGACAUUCACCAAGUAAGGAAAGAGCAGCCAUGCAAAUACUGUGGACGGCAACACCCACCGAAUCGCUGUCCAGCUUAUGGCAGUGAAUGUGAAAACUGUGGCAUAAGAAACCACUGGAAAGUGAUGUGUAGAAGGAACGCCACACAGCACACACCAUACAGGGGCAGAGCAAGAGGCAACAGUCGAGGCAGAGGUCGUGGUCAGCCUCACACUAGAAGGCCACACAGAGGUAGAAGUAGGUCACGACAAGGACAACGUUCAGUGAAUAGCAUGACAGGUAAUGAUGACCUGGAUUUCGAAACAGCUUUCGAAACACUAACAUUCGAGUCACUUUCAAUUGAUGCUAUACUCAACGACAGAGACACUAGAGACGAGGUUUUCGUGACCCUCAAUAUCAGUCUAGAAGACAGACCACAGCAAGCAGCCACCCUCAAAGCCAAAGUCGACACAGGAGCCCAAGGUAACCUCCUACCCCUGCGCAUAUACCAACGUAUGUACCCAAAUACACUGGACAGCAAUGGGAAGCCCAAUGCAAACUCAACUAAGCAGAGCAGCACCAUACUGAGAGCCUACAACGGCACACGAAUAGCCCAGUAUGGUAAAAUAUCCUUACCCUGCACCUUCAAUGGCCACACAUCUCAAGCAGACUUCUUCAUCUCAGGCGAAGAAGGACCGGCCAUCCUUGGACUCCCUACGUGUAGGCAGCUGAGAGUCGUAACCCUCAAUUGCGAAAUAAAAGACUCACCUCCAAAGCAGAAGGUUGACGGGAAAGAAGACCUAAUAAGAAGCUACCCAGACAGAUUUCAAGGCAUUGGCCAGUUCAAGAAAGAGUGUCAUAUUACAGUCGACCCCUCAGUACCGCCAAUGAUACAUGCGCCAAGAAGAUGCCCCAUCCACCUCAAAGACGAGAUAAAAGCUGAACUCGACGAGAUGGAAAAAAUCAAGGUCAUCGCCAAAGUUACGGAACCAACUGACUGGGUGUCAAGCCUGGCAUACAGCAGGAAAGCUAGCGGCAAGCUCAGGGUAUGCCUGGACCCGAAAGACUUAAACACAGCCAUUAAGAGGCCCCAUUAUAAAACCCCUACCCUUGAGGAGAUAACCCACAAAUUCUCAGGAGCGACAGUAUUCUCCAAACUGGACGCAAGGCAUGGCUAUUGGUCUGUCAAACUCGACGAGGAAUCCAGCAUGCUGACGACCUUUAACAGCCCAUUUGGCCGCUACAGAUUCCUAAGACUCCCCUUUGGAUUGAAUCUGAGCCAAGAUGUGUUCCAAAAGAGUAUGGACAUGAUCCUAGAAAAGUGCCCAGGCACAGUUGGCAUAGCAGACGACAUCGCGGUAUUCGGCAAAAAUAAAAAGGAGCAUGACAACAACUUGAUCAACCUCAUGGAGGCCGCCCAACAAAGCGGCCUGGUAUUCAACCCUGGGAAAUGCGAAAUCAAGACCGACCAGAUCAAAUUCUUUGGACUUGUAUUCGAUGCAGAAGGUGUCCACGCCGACCCAGACAAGGUAAAGGCCAUCAGGGAAAUAGGAUACCCAAGCGACGCCAAACAGCUCCAAGAAUUCUUAGGCAUCGCAACAUACAUGGGACCAUUUAUUCCCCACCUUUCCCAGAUAACCGCACCACUCAGGGAACUGAUCAAGAAGGACGUGGAAUACAAGUGGUCAGAGUCCCACCAAUCGUCGUUCAACAAGAUCAAAGAGACCAUCUGCAAGAAAGUAACGCUGACUUACUUCAACCCCACACUGGACUCCACUCUCAGAGUGGACGCUUCCAUGAAAGGUCUCGGAGCAGUCCUGCUGCAAAACGAAAAGCCGAUAGCAUUCGCCUCAAAAUCUCUAAGCGAGACAGAGCAAAGGUACGCAAACAUAGAGAGGGAGAUGCUCGCUGUUGUAUUCGGGUGUGAACGCUUCCAUACAUAUUUAUACGGGAAACAGUUCAUCGUGGAAACAGACCACAAACCAUUGGAGAUGAUCCACCUCAAAAACCUGUCAGCAGCCCCCCAACGACUUCAAAGAAUGCUACUACGGGUACAGCCUUACGACGUGACCAUCAAAUACAGACCGGGAAGUAUGAUGGAGGUGGCAGACGCCCUCUCCCGAUCACCCGGCAAGACCAGCAAGACAAUCGACUUGGACAUCCGUGUAGACCUGACACAGUUCUCCGACAAAAAGAUACAGUCCCUAAAAGAAGAGACCAGUAAGGACGCUACACUACAAGCUCUAAAAGAGAUCAUCUUGGAAGGCUGGCCUGAAAGACCAAAGCAACUACCAGCCCCCAUCAGGCCCUACUGGGCAUACAGGGACGAACUAUCCAUUGAGGAUGGAUUACUGCUGAAGGGGGAUUGUGUCAUCAUCCCAACAAGUAUGAAGCAAGAGAUACUAGGAAAACUACACGAAGCACAUCAGGGGAUAGAAAAGACCAAACUCAGAGCGAAGACAUGUGUCUUUUGGUGCGGCAUCGGGACCGACAUUGAAAACAUGGUAAAAAGCUGCCAUGUGUGCCAAGAGUUCCAGAAAUGCCAACCUGCAGAACCCCUGCUCCAACAUGAACUUCCCACACGACCGUGGCAAGUGCUGGGAACCGAUCUAUUUUACAUGGAGGGAGAAGAAUACAUCAUAGUAAGUGACUACUAUUCUAAAUUUCCCAUAAUCAGGAAGAUGUCCGGAGGCAGCAGAGGUACCAUCUCAACACUGAAAGCCAUAUUUGCAGAACAAGGCAUACCAGAGAAAGUCAUUAGCGACAACGGGCCACAUUUUUCAGCUGAACGAUUUCAAGAAUUUGCCAAAGCCUGGGGAUUUACCCAUAUAACAUCCAGCCCACACUAUCCCCAGUCGAACGGCUUCAUAGAGCGGCAAAUCCAAACAACAAAACGAACACUGCAAAAAGCCAAGCUCUCCAACAUCGACCCCAACAUGGCUAUGCUCAUAUUACGUGCAACCCCAAUCGAUCAUAACCUUCCAUCACCAGCUGAACUCCUAAACACCCGGAAAAUGAAAUCGAACUUACCAAUGAGGGUCAAAAACCACAACACCAUGCGGGAAGACGUUAGACGCCAUCUAGAAGAACGACAACUUCAGCAAAAGGAACACUUUGACAACAGGGCAGGUGAGGAGCUUCCGCCACUUAUCCCUAACCAGCCUAUCAGUGUCAGAGACCAACAAUCUGGAAGGUGGAAGAAUGCCACUAUAGUAGGAAAAUCACCAGAGCCAAGGUCAUACAUAGUGGAAACCACAGAAGGCUCCAUCCUACGUCGCAAUCGACGUGAUCUCAGGGAGAUCACUGAGGAAAAGAGAAACACCAGCGCUGCCCCACUCGAACCACUGAGACAGGGAAACCAAUCUACCUCGCCCCACCAAAACCAGCGGCGGGUCUCCUUCAACCCUAAGGACAACAAACCAUCAACCAACAAACAGCUAGACAAGUUCGAGAAGCGCCCAACCACCACAACAUCGCAGGGCCAUUGUGAUCCCAGCUCAGAGACAGUUGUAUGUCGAACAAGAGCCGGAAGAGAAGUGCGACGACCAAAGCACUUGAAUGAGUGA